AUGCCAGUUCUGGAAGGGACCCAUCUACUGGAAUCCGAAGCCGAUGUUUUGCGGCUUACCACGCUACAGCUGCUCCAUCCCGUCAAUAUCGCCCUGGAUCAGAUACGUCCACCGAAAACUCACAUCUUUUGCCGCACAGAAUCAUCCAUCGGCAAUACGAGCCGCUUUGAUGUGGAGUGGUCCCUUCGCGGCGCCAAUGGCACUCGUCUUUGUCGGCUUGCUAUUCUAGAGGUCAAAAAUACCAACGUUAUACACAAAGAUGACUUCAAGUCCGCCGCAGCAUCAGACGAGAAAGACUUUCAGUCGAAAAUGUACCGUGCAGUGAGCUUGAAACAAUCGACCUUUCUUCGGGAAAACGGCGUUUGGCUUUCCAAGCAAGCCCGAAAGUAUUCGAAAAGUUGUCCCUGUGUGGCAGUAUUCAAUUGGAAUGCGAUGUUCAUUUUCAGCUUUAUACGACAAGCACAAGUUCCGGUGCGUGGAAUUUACUUUGAUGAAACUGGGCGCACUGGGGACAUGACAUUCCGCUGA
This is a messenger RNA of Aspergillus affinis, 528 nucleotides long. RefSeq lists its product as uncharacterized. The record is from RefSeq and is a predicted model, not a curated record. NCBI's taxonomy places the organism in Eukaryota, Fungi, Ascomycota, Eurotiomycetes, Eurotiales, Aspergillaceae. The transcript has a single exon. The coding region runs from base 1 to 528 and encodes 175 amino acids.